Messenger RNA from Clupea harengus (Atlantic herring), 2216 nucleotides. RefSeq names its product ecto-ADP-ribosyltransferase 5. NCBI's taxonomy places the organism in Eukaryota, Metazoa, Chordata, Actinopteri, Clupeiformes, Clupeidae. The record is from RefSeq and is a predicted model, not a curated record. Gene Ontology annotation, molecular function: NAD+ poly-ADP-ribosyltransferase activity; NAD+-protein-arginine ADP-ribosyltransferase activity.
UGCCAUGCACUGCUGUUGCCGGUAAAACAGGGAUGUUCAACAUAAUAAUUAAACUGGGUUCUUUCUGAAGACAAAUGAAAGAUUUGUGUUAAUGUUCUCAUUUGUAGUAAAAUGUAAACUUUAAAGUGUUGAAAUACUGUAGUCACCCUCAAUAGGGACGUGCAGUUAUUGGUUAAAAAUAUCCCAGAUGCACAGAUGUCAUUCCAUUAUUUCAUCCUCAAGGCUGCUCAUGUUUUCAGACCUUUGGCCUGCUGAUGUAGAACAAUAUGACGAUAUCUAAAAUGACUCCUCUUACUAUCCACCGCAGUCUAAUUGAGGGUUUCUUGUCCUCUGCCUAGGCAGACAAGGGAACAAAAACUAUAGCGUCUGUUCUAGUUUCACGUUACUGCUGGCUUAGCCCAAUAUUUAGCUUUUUUUAGUGUAGCCACUAAAGCUGAAAUAACCUAACACUUACUAGUGUAACUAGACCAAAGACUAAAUGAAUAUAGCAAACAUAUCAACACUGGGAAUGGUUGGUGAAUGGAAACAAUUUAACUGUAGACAGUAGGUUUAAGAAAUAACAUCUCAUUACAAAUUCAGUUGAACCAGGACUUUUGAAAAACUAGUCACAUGGCGAGUUUGAACACUCGCCUGAGUUAUUUCCUCUAAACAGUUGGAGGAAGGAAGAGGUGAUAUGCACUGAAGAUAUGCCAGGCAUUUCAGGCUGGUUUCCUUGGAAGAGCGGACAUAAGCUAACAACUCUGUCUUUAAAUGGUCUUUCAGCUCUCUUGGGUUACAAUGGCAGGUUGGGGAAUGUGGUAUACCUCCCUUAUGUUCUUUGCUGCUGUUACUCAUGAAGUAUCUUGUAUAGAGAUGGGUUUCGCACCAGAGGCAGUAGAUGAUGCAUACACUGCAUGCCGUGAGGAGAUGCUGCAGAAAAUGUUGGCAGAGAAAGGAAUUCUUCAGGAGGAGCUCAAGAUCAACACUGUGUUCCAGAAAGAGUGGAACACAUCUAGCCACUGCCAAAAACAGAUCCCUGGAGGUCUACCGCUCCAUUCACAGGCUUUGCAAGCUUUUGGUAAUUCUCGUUCUUUGUCCAAACAAUUCAAUGAAGCUGUUAUGACCAAAGGUGGGACUCCCAGCAUCUACAAAGAACAGUUCCAUUUUAAGUCCCUCCAUUUCCUGCUUAUGGACGCCUUUCGGUUGCUGAAGAACGACUCACAGUGUAGUACCGUGUAUUCCGGCAUCUUUAAGGACUUCACUGCCGUGAAAGGAACUGAGGUGCGUUUCGGAGGGUUCUUCUCAGCAAACUCUGAUAAAAGCUCAGAGGAAGAGGGCUGUGCAGAUGGUGGAACCCUGUUUACCAUUAACACCUGUUCUAUCAUCAACAUGGAAGUGCAUGCCUGUUCUCCAGAACAUACUGUGCUGUUAAUAUCACCAGUGGAGGUGUUUAAAGUGGAGGAUGUGAAGACUGGUCACACAGACUGCAAAAGAGAGAUUGUGUUGACCUCCUCAAGAUUCCAUAGCAAUCACAAUUGUUAUCUAUUCCCCAGGGAUCCUACCACUCCUGUUCCAACAGCUCAUACUACUUCAGCUAUGGCUGAUCCACCUGCUGGGGGAUCCUCCACCCAGUGGGUGAGCUCCGGUGGGGUUGUUCUCCUGACUGCAGCUCUUCACAUCUGCUUGAUUUGUCUUGCACCGUGACUUACAUGCUGAUAAGAUCUGUGAAACUCUCCCUAAAUAAAAUCACACACACACACUCACAAAUAUCUUUCAAUAUCUUCCUCAACACACAACGUGCCAUGUGCUUCAAAAUGCACAGAAAAACAUUUGCAUUCAGAGGAGCUAUUGGAUUGCAUUGUAAAAAUCAGUGUAUGAAUUCCAUACAAUUUACAUUUCAUUCUGCAUAAAUGAACUUUCCCCUUUACUGGGGAGGGCUAUGUGAUAAGAUAGAAAGGCUAUAAUGUAAUGACUUACAACUUCCUUUGUUAGUGAUACCUCCUGUUGAUAUAACUUUGCUGGAUGAAAUGUGUUUUUAUAGUUAUUGUGUUUUGGUUAAACUGAAAUAUGUUGAAGCGAUGAAAGAUUUGACACCUUUUUAGAAACUAGACACUUCACUUCAUAGACAAUCUUCUGGGUUUCUCUACCUCUUAAUGAUGGUUGUACCUGUCCUUGGUUGGUUGGUUAUGUACAUGUUUUCCACUGUUCAACUUUGAAAAUAAAGCACAUUUUGCUUA